UAAUACCGUUUUGUAGUUUUCUUUCCCUCCACAUUCAAAAACAACAAUGAACAGAUCUUCCAUUGAAAUCGAGCGCAGGAUCCUGCGCCUUCUUCAUGGCCAUAAAACCCGAACCCAACUCACUCAAAUUCACGCUCAUUUUCUCUGCCACAACCUUCACCAGUCCAACCAGAUCCUAUCUCAUUUCGUCUCCGUUUGUGGUACCCUCAACAAGAUGACUUAUGCAGUUCAAAUCUUUAAACGAAGCCAAAACCCCAAUAUUCUUCUCUUCAAUUCCAUGAUCAAGGCCCAUUCACUUAACGGGCCUUUUGAGGAGUCUCUUAACUUGUUCUCUGUCAUGAAAAGCCGUGGCAUUUGUCCUGACGAGUAUACAUUUGCGCCGUUGCUUAAGGCGUGUGUUAGUGUUUGUGAUGUUAGAGUUGGUCAAUGUGUUCAUGGGGAGGUUAUUAGAAGUGGUUUUAAGUGUUUUGGUUCAAUAAGGAUUGGGAUUGUUGAGUUGUAUACAAAGUUUGAUAAGAUGGGGGAUGCUAUGAGGACGUUUGAGGAAAUGGGUCACAGAGAUGUGAUUGUCUGGAAUUUGAUGAUUCGAGGGUUUUGUAAAAGAGGAGAUGUUGAUAUGGGGUUUCAUCUUUUCAGGGAGAUGAGUGAGAGAAGUAUUGUUACCUGGAAUUCAUUGAUUUCUUGUUUAGCACAGAGUGGGAGGGAUAGCGAAGCUUUGAGAUUAUUUCAUGAAAUGCGCGAUCAAGGAUUUGAGUUAGACGAGGCAACUAUUGUUAGUGUGUUGCCUGUUUGUGCUCGUUUGGGAGCUGUUGAUGUUGGGGAGUGGAGUCAUGCUUAUGCUAAAUCAAGUGGUCUUUAUCGGAAUUUCGUUUCAGUUGGAAAUGCCUUGGUUGAUUUUUAUUCGAAGUGUGGAAUUUUGGAGACUGCUGCGAAGAUCUUCAGGGAAAUCCCUAGAAAAAAUGUCAUCUCUUGGAAUGCCAUGAUUUCAGGCCUGGCUUUUAAUGGAAGGGGUGAUCUCGGCAUUGAAUUGUUUGAGCAAAUGAUGAUGACAGAUGUGAGUCCUAAUGCUGCUACUUUUGUGGGUGUUCUAACAUGUUGCACUCAUGCUGGGAUGGUGGAAAAGGGGCGCGAGUUGUUUGCUGCUAUGACAGAACAGCACAAUGUAGAGCCAAAUCUCGAACAUUAUGGAUGUAUGGUUGAUGUCCUUGGACGUAGUGGAUGUGUUAGAGAUGCCUAUGACCUGAUUAGAAGCAUGAGUAUCAAGCCAAAUGCUGCUUUAUGGGGUGCACUGCUAAGUGCUUGCCGUACUCAUGGUGAUGUAGAACUUGCAGAACAUGCUGUUAAAGAGCUUAUUAAUCUUGAACCAUGGAAUUCUGGCAAUUAUGUUUUAUUAUCGAAUAUUUAUGCAGAAGAGGGGAAGUGGGAUCAUGUUGAGAAUGUAAGAGUGUUGAUGAGAGAAAGGAGUAUUAAGAAAUCACCAGGCCAGAGUGCUAUUAGAUAAUUACUUAAUACUGGUUCAGUUAAGUAGCGCUUACUGUCUAUUCAUAGUCGGACCAUACAAUGUUCCCUCUAUAACGAGAUUUUGAAUUUCCCUGCAGGAGGAAAUGUUUGUCCUGAGGAUCUUUAAUUCAUUUAGAAUAGCUAUGAGUUGCACUGAUAGCCAAGCAAGCUGACUCUCUUGGUAAUGUGAAGGGUCAGAAUCAAUUAAUUAGCCUUAACUCCAGUGGAGGUCAUGGAAUUCUUCUUAAUCACUGUCUUUUAUACCUUAGGCCUUAUCAUUAUACUCAAAGGAUACUGCUCUUCAAUUUACAAGCAAGUUGGGAAGAAAACAAGUAGAAGAGAUGGGAAAAAAGACUACUUGUGGAAGAUGCUAUGCCCCCAAGUUUUCAAGUGGUUCGACACCCAAGAAGCAAACAGCUUCAACAACAAAGAAGCAAGCACCUGUGCCAACAGCUUCAACAACAAAGAAGCAAACACCUGUACUGUCAACCAUUUCAAAAGCUUGCAAACCAAAGAACAAAUCCUCUGUGUCAAUCAUUUCAAAGGUUGCAACUGCGAAGAUCGGAAAAUCAUCUGCCAAAAUGAUUGGUGUGGUAGUGGGCGUUGAGAUUAAGCAGUAAUGUCGUUUGUUAUAUGUAAUGGAAAGGCGUGUUUAUUUUUUUUACAUCAUAAUCUGGUUUUGUUGAAGUCCCCUCAUCCUCAUGAAAUGUUGCUAUUAGUUCUGUGUUUUAAUAUAUAUCUAUUUCUUCAA
This is a messenger RNA of Mangifera indica (mango), 2251 nucleotides long. Its product is annotated as pentatricopeptide repeat-containing protein At1g09190. The record is from RefSeq and is a predicted model, not a curated record. Gene Ontology annotation, molecular function: protein binding; RNA binding. The transcript has a single exon. Lineage: Eukaryota; Viridiplantae; Streptophyta; Magnoliopsida; Sapindales; Anacardiaceae. The coding region runs from base 47 to 1501 and encodes 484 amino acids. Gene Ontology annotation, biological process: RNA modification.